Molecule: messenger RNA, 1153 nt
Organism: Capsella rubella
Lineage: Eukaryota; Viridiplantae; Streptophyta; Magnoliopsida; Brassicales; Brassicaceae
Product: transcription factor bHLH94
Exons: 3
Coding region: 66-1007 (313 amino acids)
Biological process (GO): regulation of transcription by RNA polymerase II
Molecular function (GO): RNA polymerase II cis-regulatory region sequence-specific DNA binding; protein dimerization activity; DNA-binding transcription factor activity, RNA polymerase II-specific
Source: RefSeq, a predicted model, not a curated record
UUUUUCAAAUCCCUUUUCUUGAAUAUAUCUUUUUCAUCACUCUCCGGCUAGAAACAAAAACAAAAAUGCCCUUAGAGGCUAUCGUAUACCCGCAAGAUCCAUUCGGAUACCUCUCCAACUGCAAAGAUUUUAUGAUGUUCCACGACUGCUUGUACCCUCAAGAAGAAGAAGUAGCUCAAGAUACGAAGCAUAACAUUGACAAGUCAGGGCAAGAACAGAGUUUUCAUGUACUGGAACAACAAGGUAAAGAGGAAGAUCGUCAAUGGCGAGACUAUCAUCAGUAUCCUUUAUUAAUCCCUUCAUUGGAAGAAGAGCUUGGUCUCCCCGCCAAUGAUGUGGAGAAUCAUCCCCCUCUACAGCAGCGGAGGAAGAGGAGGAGGACGAGAAACAGCAAGAACAAGGAAGAGAUCGAGAACCAAAGAAUGACUCAUAUAGCCGUCGAGAGAAAUCGUCGGAAACAGAUGAACGAGUACCUCGCCGUGCUCCGUUCUCUCAUGCCCUCGUCCUACGCUCAAAGGGGAGAUCAAGCGUCGAUAGUAGGAGGAGCUAUAAACUACGUGAAAGAGCUAGAGCAUAUCUUACAAUCUAUGGGGACUAAGAGAACCACGACCACGUCCACGACCCAUGAUGUAGAAGGAGCCACGACUAGCACUAGCUCGUUGGUGAGUCCCUUCUCAGAUUUCUUCAGCUUCCCUCAGUUUUCUACAAAGUCAUCAGAAGUUCCGGCAGAAAGCUCAUCUUCAUCGGCGGAUAUAGAGGUGACGGUGGCGGAAACCCACGCGAACAUCAAGAUAAUGGCGAAGAAGAAACCAAGGCAGCUUAUCAAACUCGUAGCUUCUUUACAAAGCUUAAAGCUCACUCUUCUUCAUCUCAAUGUUACCACUCACCACAACUCCAUUCUCUACUCCAUCAGCGUCAAGGUUGAAGAAGGAAGCCAACUGAAUACCGUGGACGACAUCGCAACAGCUUUAAAUCAAACCAUAAUGAGGAUUCAAGAAGAGUCAUAGUUUUUAGCAAAUAAUAGAUUAAUAUUCAUUAGUUUUUUUUUUAAUGUUUCCUUUCUCUUUAUAAAUAACUAAAACAAAAUUUCUAAUUCGUGUAUUUUUUUUUGUUUUUUCACUGUUUCUCUUAAUAUAAGUUGCAUUUUUGUCUC